Arabidopsis lyrata subsp. lyrata is the source of this 1175-nucleotide messenger RNA. RefSeq lists its product as uncharacterized. Lineage: Eukaryota; Viridiplantae; Streptophyta; Magnoliopsida; Brassicales; Brassicaceae. Bases 292 to 978 code for a protein of 228 amino acids. The record is from RefSeq and is a predicted model, not a curated record. The transcript is spliced from 4 exons.
UUGUUUUCCUUCUCUUUCUCUCUCUUUCUCUUUCUCAUUUCGCAAAAACAAAGAAAUGGCGAUGAUUUCUGGAAAUCAACUCACAUCGGAGAUUCCUCCACUCCGGCCGUCGUUCUUCCGUUAGCCCAUCAUCUCUAUCGUCUCCGGUUGUCGACGGCGUCUUCGGUUGUUGUAUUCGGCGAGGUGGGGUUGCGAAAUUGGCGAUAUGAAGACGAAGAAGAUUAUUCGUCGCCGGUGCAAUCAUUUCUGCGGCCACCGCCGUCAGCGAAUUUCGAAAAAGAUCGACACUUGAUGUAUUUGGAGAUGAUGUACGAGUUACUUCCGUACCAUUACCAAUCUCAGGAGAUCAAUCGUCUUACCCUCGCUCACAUCAUUAUCUCGGGUCUUCACUUUCUCGGCGCAAUAGAUCGUGAGAAUUCUAUGGUUUCUUUGGUUCAAGGAGUUCUCAUUUUCUCAUUGAUGAGAAUGGGCUUCAUGCCUAUACAUAUUGGAGGUGAAACGGAUCUUCGGUUUUUAUUCCAUUGUUAUUUGUCAAUUUCUGUGUUAAGAAGACAUUCUUGUGAAACAUUCUUUGUGGAGUCAUAUGAUGGUGGUUUUGGUUUGAUCUUUGGUUCUGAGUCUCAUGGUAGGUGUUGCUGCACUUGGGUUAGGCAAAGCUGGAGGAGAAACAGUUGCAGAGAUGGUUAUGACUGGCUAGUUUCUUCUUGUCUUUUUCUUGAUUGUUGGCAUUGUUUACUUGUAGGGUGCUUCAGUGCUUACUAUGGAUCAAAAGCUGAAGGUUUUGGUUUGAUCAAUGAUUCGUCGUCUCUUGCAUUAUACUUUCUUGACAAGUUUCAGGUUGCAAUGGUUCCUGGUGAUGCUUUUGGAGAUGAUAGUUGUAUCCGAAUAUCUUAUGCCACAUCUCUCGACGUUCUACAAGCCGCAGUUGAGAAGAUCAGGAAAGCCCUUGAGCCACUUCGUGCCACUGUCUCCGUGUAAUGGUUCGGACACAGAAAUGUGUUUUUGAAUGUUUAUGAUAUGUUGUAACUUAUAUAUCAGCUUUGUCUCCAUUCCAAUAAAAAGCUCUCUCUUUAUAGUUUGUUCUUUCCUUCAAGUUCAUGUAACCAACCAACCAUAACCAUUCUCUUCAUCGUAAAUCAUUUAAUAGAAUUUAAGGUUACUUCAUGCUUGAGUUA